UCAACGCUGUUCUCUUCGUCUACACAGCACCACACCUGAGUGGUAAGGUAGAAUGGCUACGAGUGGAGUCAAUGACGCACAGCACAACCCGGCUCAUGACCCGGAUUUGGAUACUCCGGAUAACCCGGAUCACGAGUUGGCUCAGUUCGGAGCGGGUUGCUUCUGGGGUGUGGAGUUGGAUUUUCAGAGAGUUGAGGGAGUGGUCAAAACUGAGGUUGGAUAUUCGCAGGGUCGCACUCCUGAUCCCAACUACAAGCUGGUCUGCACCGGAACCACAAACCAUGUUGAAGUGGUUCGGGUUCAGUUCGACCCGAAACUUUGCCCCUACGCAAACCUCCUCGCUCUCUUUUGGUCUCGACAUAACCCCACUACCAUCAACCGCCAGGGGCAUGAUGUGGGAACACAGUAUAGAUCAGGAAUAUACUACUACAAUGAAACACAGGGUCGUUUAGCUCAAGAAUCGAAAGAAGCUAAGCAGUUGGGGUUGAAGGAGAAGAUUGUGACAGAAAUACUUCCAGCAAAGAGGUUUUACAGAGCAGAGGAAUAUCAUCAACAGUAUCUCGAGAAGGGUGGAGGUCAAGGCAACAAACAGUCUGCUGAAAAGGGGUGCACUGAUCCCAUCAGGUGCUAUGGCUGAUGUCGUGACUUGAUCCACACUUCACACCAUGUCCUGCUUCUAUCACCCAUCAUCGUGAAUGCUAAUAAAUUAAUAUUGUCAAAAAUAAAAUGUCAUGGUGUUUGUACCAAGUGAUUAGGUUUAAUCUGGACUCCUGUUGAAUCCGUGUUUCUUGAAUUCUAGUUCGAUCAAUUGGUAUCUAGAUAAAGGGAAAUGAUAAAAUCAAUAUAAUAAAUAUCUCUU
Messenger RNA from Abrus precatorius (Indian licorice), 859 nucleotides. RefSeq names its product peptide methionine sulfoxide reductase-like. The record is from RefSeq and is a predicted model, not a curated record. The transcript is spliced from 2 exons. NCBI's taxonomy places the organism in Eukaryota, Viridiplantae, Streptophyta, Magnoliopsida, Fabales, Fabaceae. Gene Ontology annotation, molecular function: peptide-methionine (S)-S-oxide reductase activity. Bases 53 to 637 code for a protein of 194 amino acids.